AUGGAAACUGCAGCACAAGAGGCAGAGCUGACAGCAGUGAAGACCAGACUGGCAGCUACUGAGACUGAAGUAGUGAAUCUGGAGAAAGAGAUCACAGAGCAACCCAAGGUGGCAUUCUCAGCAGCUCUGACUGACUCAGGAUACAUAGAGUCUGGUAAUACUGAGUUGAACUUGGUCUUCACUAAAAUCAUCACCAAUGCUGGACAGGCCUACAGCAGCAUAACAGGCUUCUUCACAGCUCCAGUCAGGGGAGUCUACUACUUCAGAUUCACUGUCAUGGAUAACCCAUCUUCACGCUAUAUGCACAUCAUGAUGUAUAAGAAUUCAGAGCGGAUCAUGUAUUUAGGAGAGUAUGAUACUGAUGGAACCUGGAAUUAUCUGUCCAGUGGUGCUACUCUGCAGCUGGAGGAGGGAGAUGUAGUUAACAUGGUGCUCCCUGCAGGCCACAGGCUCUUUGAUGAUGCUAAUAAUUUCAGCACCUUCAGUGGCUUCCUGCUCUUUCCUCUCUGA
Messenger RNA from Sardina pilchardus (European sardine), 510 nucleotides. RefSeq names its product complement C1q tumor necrosis factor-related protein 3-like. Gene Ontology annotation, molecular function: protein binding. The record is from RefSeq and is a predicted model, not a curated record. NCBI's taxonomy places the organism in Eukaryota, Metazoa, Chordata, Actinopteri, Clupeiformes, Clupeidae. The transcript has a single exon. The coding region runs from base 1 to 510 and encodes 169 amino acids.